Molecule: messenger RNA, 456 nt
Organism: Malassezia pachydermatis
Lineage: Eukaryota; Fungi; Basidiomycota; Malasseziomycetes; Malasseziales; Malasseziaceae
Product: mrpl24-mitochondrial ribosomal large subunit
Exons: 1
Coding region: 1-456 (151 amino acids)
Cellular component (GO): mitochondrial large ribosomal subunit
Molecular function (GO): structural constituent of ribosome
Source: RefSeq, a predicted model, not a curated record
AUGUUUGCGUCGCUAGUGCGUUGGUCGCGAACGACGUAUCGUGGCGCUCGUGGAUCCGGUGCAGGUCGCUCGGGGAAGACCGAUUCUCGCUCCUCGUCCGCCUCGCGGCCGACAGACGUGGCGGCUGCACAUGCCGGCCGUACAUUCAAGCGUGCCCAGCGUGGUUUGUAUGAUGGUCGUAUUUUGCAGUUCGGCAAUACCAUCCCCAACUCGCGUCACAAGACAGCGCGACGGUGGGAACCAAAUGUGCAGCGCAAGACGCUGUGGAGCGAAACGCUGCAACAGUGGGUCUCGACUCGUGUUGCUACGUCGGCCAUGCGCUCAAUUCGGAAGCAUGGCGGCUUGGAUCAGUACUUGGCUCAGACAAAGGAUACGCACCUUGGUGAGUUUGGUCGGACGUUGCGGGAACGUGUAGCUCGGGCGCUGAGGGACAAGCGCCUUAUGAACGAGGCGUGA